This is a messenger RNA of Nicotiana tabacum (common tobacco), 1549 nucleotides long. RefSeq lists its product as uncharacterized. Lineage: Eukaryota; Viridiplantae; Streptophyta; Magnoliopsida; Solanales; Solanaceae. Gene Ontology annotation, biological process: GPI anchor biosynthetic process. The record is from RefSeq and is a predicted model, not a curated record. Gene Ontology annotation, cellular component: endoplasmic reticulum membrane. Gene Ontology annotation, molecular function: hydrolase activity, acting on ester bonds.
CUCACCUUUGCCUGUCACUCAAUAAACUCAACUCAUCAAAUAAAAUCUCCUCUUUCUCUCUCUUGGUUGUGUUCACGUCGUUCAUCCAUUUCACAUCUCUUCUCUUCAAUUAAUUCCUAUAUAUAAAUUCAACUCACUAUGCCAGCUCCUGUUACUUUCAUCCCUUGAUUCAUUACUGUACCAGUCUUCAAUUUUUUUCCCUUUUGACUUUCACUUACGAUUCCGAUAUGGAAAAAUGUCGUUUGGUUCUGUUUCUUGCCGCGAUUUCUUCAGUUUUCCGACUUCUCCAUGCCACCUCCGGCGACUCUGAUCCGAUUUACAAAGCAUGUGUUGAUCAGUGCAAGGAGACUGGAUGUGUGGGGGACAACUGCUUUCAGCAUUGCAAUUUUUCUUCUGGGGGAAAUCUCAUUGGUGGUCCAUGGUACCUGCAGGAACCACUAUAUCUGAGAUGGAAACAGUGGGACUGCCUUAGUGAUUGUCGAUACCACUGUAUGCUUGUCAGAGAGGAAGAAAGGCAGAAGCUUGGUCUUAAGCCUAUCAAAUAUCACGGGAAAUGGCCAUUCCGUCGUGUUUAUGGGAUCCAGGAACCUGUUUCUGUGGCUUUCUCUGCCCUUAACCUUGCUGUACAAUUCCAUGGAUGGGUAUCCUUUUUCAUUCUAGUGAACUACAAGCUACCUUUUAGCCCAAGCAAGAAGCCCUAUUAUGAAUACACUGGUUUGUGGCAUAUUUAUGCAAUUUUAUCAAUGAACGCCUGGAUCUGGAGUGCUGUUUCCCAUAGUAGAGAUGUAGAAUUGACUGAGAAGCUAGAUUAUUCAUCUGGGGGUGCGUUGGUUGGGUAUUCACUCAUUCUUGCUAUAUUGCGAGUCUUCAAUGUGAGAGAUGAGGCAGCAAGGGUAAUGAUUGCUGCUCCCAUUGUUGCGUUUGUGACAACCCAUAUCUUGUAUCUGAACUUUUAUCAACUUGACCAUGGAUUAAACACCAAAGUCUGUGUUGCUAUGAGCAUGUUGCAGUUUACUUUAUGGGCGGUCUGGGCAGCUUUUACUCGCCAUCCAUCACGCUGGAAGUUGUGGCUUGUGGUGACUGGUGGAGUCCUUUCUACACUCCUUAAGAUAUAUGACUUUCCUCCCUAUAUGGGAUAUGUGGACGCUGAUGCUCUAUGGCACACUAUCUCCCUUCCCCUAGCGUACUUGUUGUGGAGUUUUGUUAGGGAUGACAGUGAAUUUGGAACAACUACUCUCAUCAAGAAAGCUAAGUAGAAUGAGAGGCACGCCGUAAUUAAAGGGUGUCCAAAGUGAUUUCCAUUCAGAUCUUUGUUAGUUUUUGGUUGGUUGUCUCUUUUUUCUUGCAUGAAUGCAUUUCUUGGAAAUGCCUGGUCAUGCGAGUUUCCGUUUUUCCAACUUCAGUAGGCCUAGUUCAGUUGCAUUUUUUAAUUUCCACAUCUUUCAUCCAGUGUCUUGUAAAACAUAUCUGAAGUUGUACUUGGCUUAUGUUAUUGUAGCUUGUAUUUUAUGCAUUUAUUUAGUGUGAAGUUCUUACUGUACCUUGGGCA